Molecule: messenger RNA, 1182 nt
Organism: Naegleria gruberi
Lineage: Eukaryota; Heterolobosea; Eutetramitea; Acrasida; Naegleriidae
Exons: 1
Coding region: 1-1182 (393 amino acids)
Source: RefSeq, a predicted model, not a curated record
AUGAAAAAGUCACCAGCUAUUGCCGAAGCGAAAGCACCAAGUCCCUAUCUAACAACACCGUAUAAGGCACCUGCAACAACUAAAAAGACUGCAACCUCUUCAUCAUCACCUAUUCCAACAACAACUAAUGGUAGCAAACAAUCUAAAUCACCAGUUAAAACUAAGCAGAAUCAACAACCAGAAAAUAAUGGCGUUAGUGCUCAGUUAAGCGAAAAGAAAGCUUCACCCUUAAUUUCCAAAACGGCAAGCAAUUCUACCCCAAAGAAGACAGCCACCACCACCACAACAGAUAAUCCCAAUACUCCUACAAAGCAAAAUAGCUCUCCAAAUCACACUUCUCCUUCAUCUAUUGAAAAAUCCAAAGGAAAGGAAUCAUCAACUCCAACUAAGACUACAUCAACAAAAACUGCCACCUCUAAAACGACACCAACCUCUACAGGGAAAUCUACUACUACCGUAACUAAAUCUUCAGCAAUUAUCAAGUCUUCCUCCACCAAGUCCUCAUCGAAUAAGAAUGCAGUUUUUAAGAAAAUACCCUCAGAUGUUGUUCUCAUUAUCUUGGAUUAUUAUGGAGGAAUUUUCAAAAAGUCUACUAUUACCGAAAAGGAUGGCAAGAUUGAGUAUUCUUCUUUCAUCAAAAAGUUUUAUGGGCGAUUUAGUGUUGAUAAAUCGGUGAAGUUCAUGUUUAGAUUCAUUGAGGGGGAUCAUCAAGCUAUCAACAAUAUGAAGGAAAGUAUUGAACUAGUUAGAUUGGCAUUUGUAGGCUCCUCAAAAGUAAGAAUUGCUGGCUCUGUGGCUGAUUAUCUUCUUAAUUGUCCCAACAAGGCAGAUCCCAGUUUAGCAAUGCGAAAACUUGAACUAUUUGCUUCAUCACUUGGUGAUGAUUGUAAAAAAGUUAGUGAAGUGGAUUUUGUUGGAAGAGAAACAUUUUCAGAGUUGUGUUCUCUAUUUUUCAAAACAUUUACAAAUUUGGAAAUCAUAAAAGGUGGAAGACAUAUGAGAAAGAGAAGGGAUAACGACUAUGAUACCAGAUUUCAUGCAUUUGAUACCUCCAUGGCUAGUGCUCUGGAGGUUACAGGUCCAAAUGUAAAGGAAAUUAAAUGGUUAGGCUCUACACUGCCAAAAAACCUGGCCUCCUUCACACCUAACUUGGAAACGAUUCACAUUGGUAAGUUAUUUUAA